CCAUGGGCAGUUGGAAGCGUCGGUAGCGGGCGAAGGGUUCGCUGCGCACAGAGGGAAAGAUGCCGCUGGGCUUAAAGGGGAAGUGGAAGCACAGGUCGCGGGACAGCACUACCUUGGUGGAGAACGAAGGUGGCGCAGGCUGGCGGGGUGGUGGGAUCGGGGCGUCUUCCCCGAGCGCGGUCGGCGGGGCUGGGCUGCCUGCGCCGCCGUCUCACGCCCGGCCCAAACUGAUCUUCCACACGCAGCUGGCGCACGGUAGCCCCACCGGCCGCAUCGAGGGUUUCACCAAUGUCCGUGAACUUUAUGCCAGGAUUGCCGAGGUGUUCGAUAUCCCCGCCUCGGAGAUUUUGUUCUGCACAUUGAAUACACACAAAAUUGACAUGGACAAGCUCCUUGGCGGGCAGAUUGGCUUGGAAGACUUUAUUUUUGCACAUACGAAAGGGCUCAGGAAAGAAGUGGAUGUUUUUAAAUCAGAGGAGGCUCUGGGAUUGACCAUUACCGAUAAUGGGGCAGGAUUUGCUUUCAUAAAGCGCAUCAAGGAAGGCAGUAUCAUUGACCAAGUUAAAGUAAUUCUUGUUGGUGACCACAUUGAAUCGAUCAACGGCAAGGGUGUGGUUGGCUGCCGGCACUACGAGGUGGCCAAGAUGCUGAAAGAAUUGCCAAAAGGCAAAACCUUCACACUCAAGCUGGUAGAAACCACUAAAGCAUUUGAUGUGAUUGAGCCCCGAUCGCGAGGAAAACCUGGUGGCGAGGGUAAGAUUGGCACAGGAAGGGGCACACUACGAUUACGUUCAAAGGGACCUGCAACUGUGGAAGAGUUGCCUACUGAAUUCGAAGAAAAAGCAAUCAGCAAAGUUGAUGACCUGUUAGAAAGUUAUAUGGGAAUAAGGGACACGGAACUAGCUGCAACCAUGGUUGAGGUUGGGAAGGACAAGAAAAAUCCUGAUGAAUUUGCAGUGGCACUCGAUGAAGCCCUGGGCGACUUUGCGUUUCCAGAUGAGUUUGUCUUUGAUAUCUGGGGCGCCAUAGGUGACGCAAAGAAGGGAAGACUUUAGUGCCAACAUUUCGAUAGGAAUUGAUAGGCAGUAUUUUGAAGCUCUUCAUUGAUAGUUCCUUUUUAAAAAAAAAAAUGCCAAAUGGACUUUGUUGCCUGAGUGGAAUGAGCACAUUUUUAAAUUGUGUUCAAUUUGUCCAGUAACUUCUCAGGCCAUCACAAGACCAUCCAAUAAAACACAGACCACCCUCAUCCCUACCCACUACUUUUCCAUGUUGGAGUAGAGGACAAUCUUGCCUUACUAAUCAUUCACUCCCCACUAUUGAUGAAUAUAUCACUUCUGUUUUUCUCUGGUUUCCACUAGAGAGCAGCACUACAUGCCAAUGUUAAGUGGACUGAGCCCCAUACGAGCUCACCCUUCCCACUAUUAAGGGUCUACAGAAGGUGCAGCACUUGUAACCUCAGUGACUAUAUAUCACUGGGCAAAGUGUUUUUAAAAAAAAAAAAAAAAUUGAGAACGAUUUAGUUCAAAUAACAAGUACAGUUUCAAACAUUGCUCUUUCUGUGAAUAAUGAGAGUAUUUAACAUUUAUGUCACCAAAGUUAAUUUUGGCAAUAGCAUUCAUUCCAAAUUGUAAAUGGUGUUGGACCAAAGAUUUUCUAAGAGUAUUUGUACACUCCUCUCAAUCCAAUGGGUUUUUUUCUAUAAUUUUAGUCAUUUGGACAUAAUGUAUUUUCAAUCAAAAUAUAAGGAAUUACAAACCAACAAAUGUUUUUAUAACUACAGCCUUGUUUUAUAAUUUACAAAGUCUUAAAAUGAUUUACCAUGGUGUGCCUAAUGAUGUUGCACUGUAUUUUAGCUAAAUUGUUUGCUAAUUCUGUUUGGAUCUUUGGUACCAGGACAGCCGAUUAAUCAUAUAUUUGAUAGGACUUGUAUUUUAAUAAUCUAGUAACUGAAAUUUAUUCAAUUAGUCUGUAAAUACACAUUGCCUAUUGACUUAUCUGAAUGUAGAUUGGAAUUUAAUUAUGGUGGUUUAGGUUGUCACUAGUUGGGAUGAUACCCUCGCCUAGAAUGCCAGCCUCCAACGCUCACUAAUUCAACAGCACUUCCUGAAUCAUCAGUGACGCAGGAUGGGUUGAUUAUCAGCCAAGACUCCUAAUCAAAAUAAUUUUUGUGUAAUCCUUUAGUGAGUCAAACAGUAUAACUUUUUCCACCCACUGCUUGGAACAGGUUCUUUUCACUUUAGUGUGGUAUGUACUGGAUAUAAUUAAUGAGAUUGCAUCAUGCAUUGGAUGUCUAUAAUCUUCAACAUCUUGUUUAUUUAUUUAAGCUCUUUGUUCUACAUCCAGAUGGAUUUGUGUUGUUAUUACUAUAUUUUUCAACGGGGUAUUGAUUCUCAUUCCAUUUUAUAUUGCUAUAACUCUACAUUUGUUUAAAAUGAAUCAGUUACCUCAAACGGUUCUGGACGAGCAUCCAGACUUGAUCUCCAUGGGUCCAUACACAUAAUUUGGUCUUGGGUGUGUGAUUUUCUGGAGUGGCCCAUCCUCCAUCACUGUGCUCCAUGUUACAUACCUGGACAGCCCAGGUAUAUGUUCAGGUGUGGUUCAGUACUGAUGUGCUAGAUAUACUGUAGGCUUAGCAUGUGUUACAUGCAGAAAUAUAAUUGUAUAAACAUCCCGAUGCAUCAAAAGCUGUUGAUGCUUGUAAGUUUGUCCACCAAUGAGACAUCAAUUCCACCAAAGCUCUUUCAAAUUCGGACCAAACAGAUUCAGAAAUGGGAAUAUCAAUCAGCUUGGAGGCUGGCAGUGAUCUAAAUGUGCCUGUUUUAACUUUAUGGGACUAGCUUUGUCUCCAAGCACAACUGACUUUCUUCUGCACUUUCAAUCAAAGGGAAAAUAACUCCUCCCAGUAAAAAUGACUCUUUGAGCAUUGGUCUAUUGAGCAUGCACAGUCAUACUGGACUUCACUAAGUUUAUGAUGACUACUUUACCUAAAGCAGUGCUUCGGUAUUGAACUACUGAAAACACAAUGAUUUACACUACAUCAUGUUAAAAUGCCU
Mobula hypostoma (lesser devil ray) is the source of this 3053-nucleotide messenger RNA. It is a transcript of the gene gipc2, whose product is annotated as GIPC PDZ domain containing family, member 2. Lineage: Eukaryota; Metazoa; Chordata; Chondrichthyes; Myliobatiformes; Myliobatidae. The transcript is spliced from 6 exons. Bases 60 to 1055 code for a protein of 331 amino acids. Gene Ontology annotation, molecular function: protein binding. The record is from RefSeq and is a predicted model, not a curated record.